AUGGCGAUGCAGAAUGCUGUUGCAGCAGAUCUCGGAGAUUAUCCGAAAAUAGAAGAGGAAGGCCGUGGGGUUCAAAGCUCACAGCCCGUCGAAAGAAGCAAGAAUCGACAAAUACGAAUCUUUGUGAACUGGAAUGGCGAACUUGAGAUGAUCUUCUUUGAUCCCACGAGGCUGGUUUCAGAGCUUGCAAAAGAAGUUAGAAGCGCGCCACAAAUUCCCAGUCACCACAAGUUCUUCAUCUACAAAGGACUGCUGCUUGUGCCAUUCGUCAGGAUCGGCCAAACGAUUCAGAAUGAUGUGACGCUGAUAGGCUGCCUGUUACAUCUUGUGCUCAACGAGGAUCAGUACUUGGGCAAGCCUCUGCAUGUCAAGUCCCUUAUGGGGACGAUGCGGAGCAUCAUGUGCGGCCCUGACUUUUACAUCGAAGAUGUGAAAGAGGAAAUCUCCUGCAUACAGGGCGAGCUUCCCCCGGAAUCUCAGCGCCUCGUGUUUGCAGGUCAGUGCGUCUUUCAUCGACUGCCACGUGAAGUCGAGACUCCUCCUAGCACACCUUACGGGAGUACAACAUACAAAAACCGUCGGUGCUGCUCGCAGUGGGCCCAGCAGGUCGACCCGGGGGCUUCCAUCGUAGCAGUCAAGUUUCUAUCGGAGGACCGCGCGAACUCGUUCUGGGGGAAGAUCCAUGGGGUUCCCGACCUGGCGACAGUGAGCAAGAUGUUGAUCAGAGUGAUUGAGCGGGGAUGUGUGGAUCGCGAGCUGGAAGGGCGAAUCAGCGUCGACCUUCAAGACUGCAUUGUGGUCUGGACUGCAAAGAGCCAUCUGCAGCCUUGCAGACAAUACACUGUUAUGCUCAACCAUGAGAACUUCAAGAAUGCCAUUCCCUUCAUUCACAAGAAGAGCAAGGAACCCGUACAUGGAUCGAUAUCAUGGAACUUCUUUACAUCCGGGUACAGCCCGUUGAGAUUGACAGCUAUCUUUCCAAGACCAAGUUCAAGGGUGACAGUGGAGUCUGCGGUCAUCGUGAUCAAAUUUGACCGAGAGAUCCACAUGGGGGAGCACGUCAAUCAGUGGGUUGCAGGACGACAGUCUCUUGUCUUCGGCUUCAAAUCCCCUCCUGCUCCUAACGAGAUCUGCCGCGUCCGCAUCCGAGAGUUCUACGCAGCUUCUUCUUCGCUUUACUCGGAAGCAAACUUGGCGUCAAGUGGAGUGGCCCGCUCUGUUCGAUUGUACCGGUAG
Guillardia theta CCMP2712 is the source of this 1236-nucleotide messenger RNA. RefSeq lists its product as hypothetical. Lineage: Eukaryota; Cryptophyceae; Pyrenomonadales; Geminigeraceae. The coding region runs from base 1 to 1236 and encodes 411 amino acids. The transcript is spliced from 16 exons. The record is from RefSeq and is a predicted model, not a curated record.